Messenger RNA from Oppiella nova, 284 nucleotides. The record is from the annotation of a GenBank genome assembly. Lineage: Eukaryota; Metazoa; Arthropoda; Arachnida; Sarcoptiformes; Oppiidae.
AUGAAUAUUACAUGAAUUGUUGUGUUAAUUGAGACACGAAGACAUGACAUGAUGUGAUCAAUGGAUGACCGACUGAAUGGAUGAGUGAUUAAACUAAACUGCAAUCAAUAGUCAGAUCCCCAGCGGCGGCAAUGUUGACAUCAUUUUCGGUCACUUCUGCGAGUCGUCUCUUAAUUGCUGUUGUCAUUGUAUGGCUUUUGAUAAUAUUUGUGAUAACGGGUCCACUGAUCGGAUGGUCACACAGUCGUGAGGAUGGUAUGGCUAACGGCGACUCCAAUGGCAAC